GAUGGAGUCUCUGUUAUUCCUAUCACUGGGAUGGGAGGGUUGGGCAAGACCACACUCGCUCAACUUGUUUACAAUGAUGUCAGAAUAGUGAAUCAUUUUGAUCUCCAAGUAUGGAUUUAUGUUUCCGACGAUUUUGAUGUAACUAGAGUGACAAAAAAAAUUUUAAACUCCAUUGUUCCUGAGCAGGAUGAUAGCAAUAUUUUUAGCCUCCAUUUUAAUGAUCUAAACCGGCUUCAAAUCAAACUGAAAAGAGAACUCUCUGGUAAGAAGUUUUUGCUUGUUUUGGAUGAUGUUUGGACGCAGAAUUAUAAUGAUUGGACCGUUCUAUAUAGUCCAUUUGAAGCCUAUUCACCAGGAAGUAAGAUUGUUGUUACAACUCGAAUGGAAGGUGUUUCAUCGAUAAUAAAAACUGGUGCAGGGUACUCAUUGGCAAAAUUGUCAGAUCAUGAUUGUUUGCAAGUUUUUACUCAACACUCGUUGGGAACAAAAGAUUUUAGUGAGCAUGAUCAAGACUUAAAAGAAAUUGGCGAGAAGAUGGUUAAAAAGUGUGAUGGAUUGCCUUUGGCAGCCAAAACUCUUGGUGGCUUAUUACGUGGUAAAUAUGAUGUCAAUGAUUGGAGAGAUGUUCUAAAUAGCAAAAUAUGGGAUAUAUCGGAAGAGGAAGGUGACAUUAUGACCAGCUCUCAAAGUAAGUUACUAUCAUUUCCCCCACAUUUAAACAAGUGUUUCGCAUACUUCGUUAUUCACAAGGGUUAUGAAUUUCAAGAGCAGAAGAUGGUUUUAUUAUGGAUGGCUGAGGGUUUCUUGCAAAGUGAAAAUGGUGUGAACAAACUGGAAAACUUGGGCUGCAAAUACUUUCGUGAGUUAAAGUCGAGAUCAUUUUUCGAAAAAUCCGACUCCAAUGCAUUGUUUGUGAUGCAUGACCUAUCCAUGAUCUUGCUCAAUGGGCUGCUGGAAAAACAUACUUGA
Messenger RNA from Pistacia vera, 969 nucleotides. Its product is annotated as putative disease resistance RPP13-like protein 1. The record is from RefSeq and is a predicted model, not a curated record. Gene Ontology annotation, molecular function: ADP binding. The transcript has a single exon. Gene Ontology annotation, biological process: defense response to other organism. Lineage: Eukaryota; Viridiplantae; Streptophyta; Magnoliopsida; Sapindales; Anacardiaceae. The coding region runs from base 31 to 969 and encodes 312 amino acids.